AUGGGAGGUCUCGGUCGUCCAUCCGUUUCACCGGCCAUCGGGUCUGAUGGCGUGGGACAAGCCAGGAAGCGCAAUGUUGGAAUGGCGGGGCUGGAUAGUUCCCCCGGCAGUGUGGAUGAUGUGGAAGAGGUUGAGAGUCGCGAGGAGAAGAAAAGGCAGCCUGUGAAGCGGGCCUGCAAUGAAUGCCGACAGCAGAAAUUACGAUGCGACGUGAUCCAAGAUCCAUGGGCAGAUUGCUCUCGAUGUCGUCGCCUCAAACUUGAUUGCAAAAUCGAAUCAAAUUUCAAACGGAUUGGGAAGCGGAGUCGGAACGCGGAAAUGGAACGGGAGAUCAUUGAGUUGAGGAAACAGAUCGCUACCGCACACGCUGGGGGCCCCCCACAACCCCCAUCGGCGCUUUCUACGGCUCAAGCAACUCCCAAGCAGGAGAGCUCUUCCAGUCAGGUUAGCCCGGCCGGAGUUUACCAAACACCUUCCGCCAUGUCUACAGAUCAAUAUAUGGGCUCCCAUGAGGCGGUUGCCUCGUUGCUUGACCUGCGCUCUGGGUUUGAUGGGUCAAACUAUAUAAGGAAUGGGAACCAGCAUUUCAAGCGGAUUGAGGAUGUGGCAGUGGUACCUGAGAGGGUCACAGAACUGUUUGAUCUGUUCUUCACAUACUAUCACCCGUUCCUCCCUUUUCUGGAUCGGGGUCAGUCGCCAGAGGAUUAUUACAACGUAUCUCCGUUGCUAUUCUGGACUAUCAUUAGUGUUGGUGCUCGAAGAUAUCGAACCGAUUCCAACCUUCUCAAUUCCCUCUCCGGCCCUGUCUCGCGAUUGGUAUGGAGUACGCUGGCAGACAUCCCCCAGAGCUAUCAUGUUGUCAAGGCUCUCUGUUUGCUCUGUAGCUGGCCAUUUCCCACCAGCAGCACCUCCACGGACCCGACCUUUAUGUUGUGUGGCAUGAUGCUACAGGUCGCCAUGCAGCUCGGGCUGCACCGCCCAUCACAUUCCCAGGACUUUAGCAAGUUUAGGGUGGAACUUAUUGAAGAAGAGCUUAAGGAUAAGGUCAGAACAUGGGCUAUUUGUAAUAUAGUCGCGCAACGUGUUGCAACCGGAUAUGGGCAACCGUCCUCUACGAUGUACGACUGGACACUAUCAUCUAAUGAGUCUAUGGACCCGAACUUCAAGCUUCCGGAUAGCAUCAGGCACCGGCUUGAUAUUGAAAAGUUCUGUGACAAAGUCACCAAAGCGCUUUACACCAACCGCCGAGACCCCGUUGGAUUAUGCAGUGACCAGGAACGGUCUACCUUGAUCUCCAUUCUUUCCCGCGACUUGGAUGAACUUGAGAAUCAUCUUAAGCCGCAUAAUGACGGCAUCACCGAUUUGUAUCUACGCGCAUCUAAUCUCCACCUUCAUCUUUCCGCUUUCUUCGACGAUCCAACUGCAAAAGACUAUCGCGAGCGACUUCUUUCUCUGUACCUUGCCACGACCUCAUUCCUAGAAGCUGCCAUGAAACUGCAGACCGAGGUCGGAUUGGUUCUGUCAUACACCCCGUACUACAUCUAUCAGAUGAUGGUCGCCGGAGGUUGUACGCUCCUGAAGCUUUGUAAGAGCUUUUUUGCGGCGCAUAUCGAUAUGGACUAUACCAAAGGCCUCUUUAAUCGCACUAUCUGGGCCAUUAGGGGCGUAUCUGUGAUAUCCAAUGAUCUUCCUGAACGGCUCGCCGAAGUCUUGGCCCAGAUGUGGAGGCUGGGAGGCGCACCGUCUCCGCAGCCACCGGUUGAUGGCGCUGAAAUGGAUGACUCACUGAUGCUCAAGGUGCGAUGUCGUAUGAGCAUGUCGCUCUUAUUUGACUCGGUGUGGCGAUGGCGAGAGGAUGCCCGAACCAAGGGCCGUAACAUUGAAGGUAAGUCAGUGACUGCGUACCUUAAAAACCCAACCAACCCGGAUUCCAACACAGACUCCUCUGCUUCAUCGUCCGUGGGGCCGAUGCGCACGUCCCCUGGCAUCGCUGGUGGAGAUCCUAGCCUGGCGCCGGCUCCCUUACUUGGGCAAGCAAAUCUCGGUGUGCAAUCGGGCAAUGGAGUCGCAGGACUGCCGAGCGGAUUCAUGGAACCGAAUUACGAAGUGUUUGACCCCUUGAACUGGCUCCUCGACGGACUGGUGGACCUGCCUUAUUCAUAUUCUCUGUCCGGGAUGGAGGCACCAGGGAUCGCGUAA
Messenger RNA from Aspergillus ochraceoroseus IBT 24754, 2199 nucleotides. Its product is annotated as putative C6 transcription factor (Leu3). Gene Ontology annotation, cellular component: nucleus. The transcript is spliced from 7 exons. Lineage: Eukaryota; Fungi; Ascomycota; Eurotiomycetes; Eurotiales; Aspergillaceae. Gene Ontology annotation, molecular function: transcription cis-regulatory region binding; zinc ion binding; DNA-binding transcription factor activity, RNA polymerase II-specific. Gene Ontology annotation, biological process: regulation of DNA-templated transcription; DNA-templated transcription. The record is from RefSeq and is a predicted model, not a curated record. Bases 1 to 2199 code for a protein of 732 amino acids.